Chiroxiphia lanceolata (lance-tailed manakin) is the source of this 7407-nucleotide messenger RNA. It is a transcript of the gene DOCK9, whose product is annotated as dedicator of cytokinesis 9. The record is from RefSeq and is a predicted model, not a curated record. Lineage: Eukaryota; Metazoa; Chordata; Aves; Passeriformes; Pipridae. Gene Ontology annotation, biological process: positive regulation of GTPase activity; small GTPase-mediated signal transduction. Gene Ontology annotation, molecular function: guanyl-nucleotide exchange factor activity.
CCCCGCGCCGAGGGAGGGAGGGAGCGGGCGGGCGGGCGGGCGCGGAGGCAGGAGCAGCCAUGGCACUCGUGGCCCCGGAGACUCGGAAGUUCACGCGGGCGCUGAGCAAGCCCGGCACGGCGGCCGAGCUGCGGCAGAGCGUCUCAGAGGUGGUGCGUGGCUCCGUCCUGCUGGCAAAACCAAAGCUCAUAGAACCGAUAGACUAUGAAAAUGUCAUUGUUCAGAGGAAAACACAGAUUUUGAAUGAUCCUUUACGUGAGAUGCUGCUGUUCCCUUAUGAUGACUUCCAGACAGCAUUACUGCAGCGGCAGAGUCGAUACAUUCAUUCCACGGUUCCUGAAAAUGCAGAGAAGGAAGCUCAAAGCUUGUUUGUAACUGAGUGCAUCAAAACCUACAAUUCAGACUGGCAUGUUGUUAACUAUAGAUAUGAAGAUUACUCAGGAGAGUUUCGACAGCUUCCAAAUAAAGGGACAAAAUCAGAGAAGCUUCCUGUUCAUCUAUAUGAAGUGGAUGAAGAAGCAGAUAAAGAUGAGGAUGCAGCAUCUCUUGGGUCUCAGAAGGGUGGAAUAACAAAACAAGGAUGGCUGCACAAAGGCAACAUGAAUAGUGCAAUCAGUGUGACAAUGAGAUCAUUUAAAAGAAGAUUUUUCCACUUAAUCCAACUUGGUGAUGGAUCCUAUAAUCUCAAUUUCUACAAAGAUGAAAAAAUCAAAGAACCAAAAGGAUCAAUAUUUCUAGAUUCAUGCAUGGGAGUAGUUCAGAAUAAUAAAGUCAGACGUUUUGCAUUUGAGCUCAAGAUGCAAGACAAGAGUAGUUAUCUUCUAGCUGCUGACAGUGAACUUGAAAUGGAAGAGUGGAUAAACACUCUGAACAAAAUCCUUCAGCUUAACUUCGAGGCUGCAAUGCAAGAAAAAAGAAAUGGAGAGUCUCAUGAAGAUGAUGAACAAAGCAAACUGGAAAGCUCAUCAAGUAGUUUUGAUAACUACUAUCCUGAAAUUGCCAAGAGUACCAGAGAAGCAGAAAUCAAGCUGAAAAGUGAAAGCAGAGUUAAACUUUUUGCCUUGGAUCCAGAUGCACAGAAACUAGACUUUUCUAGUAUUGAACCAGAAGUGAAGCCAUUUGAAGAGAAAUUUGGAAAAAAGAUUCUUGUGAGAUGUAACGAUUUCUUUAAUUUGCAAAGCUGCGUUGCAGAAAAUGAAGAAGGACCAACACAAAUAGAGAGAAAUUUUUCUUUUACUGUCUUUUACAUCUUGUCAGUAGAACCUUUCUUUGUCACAUUGUCACUAUUUGAUAUUAAAAACAACAGGAAGAUUUCAGCAGAUUUCCAUGUUGAUUUGAACCACCCCUGUAGGCACAUGAUACCCAGUGUAUCUCAACAAAUGAUGAAUGGCAGCGGUGAUAGCUUACACAGAAUUCAAGACAUUCAUGAAACUUGUUUACAAUAUCCAAAGCAGGGAAUAUUCUCAGUCACAUGUCCUCAUACUGACAUUUUCCUUGUGGCUAGAAUAGAAAAGGUAUUACAAGGAAGUGUUACGCAUUGUGCUGAACCAUAUAUGAAAAGUUCAGAUUCUUCAAAGGUUGCACAGAAAGUUUUGAAGAACGCUAAGCAGGCAUGCCAGAGAUUAGGUCAAUAAAUGCCUUUUGCCUGGGCAGCUAGGACGCUGUUUAAAGAUGCCUCAGGAACUUUGGACAAAAAUGCAAGAUUUUCUCCUCUCUUCAGACAAGACAGUAAUAAACUCUCAAAUGAAGACAUGCUGAAAUCGUUAGCAGAUUUCAGAAAACCUGAAAAGAUGGCCAAACUUCCUGUUAUUUUAGGAAAUCUGGAUGUUACAAUUGAUAAUGUGUCACCAGAUUUUCCAAAUUAUGUUAACUCAUCAUACAUUCCCAUGAAGCAGUUUGAAAGCAGCACCAAGACACUAACAACAUUUGAAAUAGAGGAGUUUGUUCCCUGUAUACCAAGAUACACUCAGCCUUUCACCAUCUACAACAAUCAUCUUUAUGUUUAUCCAAAGCACUUGAAAUAUGACAGUCAAAAGUCUUUUGCAAAGGCUAGAAAUAUUGCGGUGUGCAUUGAGUUCAAGGAUUCUGAUGAAGAGGAUUCUUUGCCUUUAAAGUGUAUCUAUGGUAGGCCUGGUGGACCAGUAUUUACUAGAAGUGCAUUUGCUGCUGUUCUGCAUCACCACCAAAAUCCAGAGUUUUAUGAUGAGAUUAAAAUAGAAUUGCCCACUCAGUUACAUGAAAAGCACCACUUGUUGUUCACCUUCUACCAUGUCAGCUGUGAUAAUUCAAGCAAAGGGAGUACAAAGAAGAAAGAUGUUGUUGAAACACAAGUUGGGUAUUCUUGGCUUCCUCUGAUAAAAGAUGGAAGAGUGGUCACCAAUGAGCAACACAUCCCAGUGUCAGCAAAUCUUCCAUCAGGCUAUCUUAGUUAUCAAGAAGUGGGUGUUGGAAAGCAUUCUGGUCCUGAAAUUAAAUGGGUAGAUGGAGGCAAACAACUGUUAAAAUCCACUCAUCUGGUGUCAACUGUGUAUACACAGGACCAGCACUUGCAUAACUUUUUUCAGUACUGUCAGAAAACAGAAUCUGGAGCUCGUGCACUAGGAACUGAUCUUGUAAAGUAUCUUAAGAGCCUUCAUGCUAUGGAAGGCCAUGUGAUGAUAGCUUUCCUGCCAACUGUUCUCAACCAGUUGUUUAGAGUUCUCACUAGAGCAACUCAAGAGGAAGUGGCAGUCAAUGUGACAAGGUAAAGAAUUUUAAGGUUAUUCCAUAUUGUUGCUCAGUGUCAUGAAGAAGGCUUAGAUAGCUACCUGAGAUCUUAUGUCAAGUAUGCUUAUAAAGCUGAACCCUAUGUUGCUUCUGAAUAUAAGACAGUACAUGAAGAAUUGACAAAGUCCAUGACAACAAUUUUAAAGCCAUCUGCUGACUUUCUUACAAGCAACAAGCUACUUAAGUAUUCAUGGUUUUUCUUUGAAGUUCUGAUAAAAUCAAUGGCUCAACAUUUGAUAGAAAACUCUAAAGUGAAGCUGUUGCGAAACCAGAGAUUUUCUGCUUCCUUUCAUCAUGCAGUUGAAACAGUUGUUAAUAUGUUAAUGCCACACAUCACUCAGAAGUACAGAGACAAUCCAGAGGCUUCAAAAAAUGCAAACCAUAGCCUUGCUGCCUUUAUAAAAAGGUGUUUCACUUUUAUGGAUAGAGGCUUUGUUUUCAAGCAAAUCAAUAACUACAUCAGCUGCUUUGCCCCAGGAGAUCCGAAGACUCUUUUCGAAUUCAAAUUUGAAUUUCUUCGUGUAGUCUGCAACCAUGAGCACUACAUACCUUUGAAUCUACCAAUGCCAUUUGGAAAAGGCAGAGUUCAGAGAUACCAAGACCUUCAGCUGGAUUAUUCAUUAACUGAUGAAUUCUGUAAAAAUCACUUCUUAGUUGGACUGCUUUUAAGGGAAGUGGGCAAUGCCUUACAGGAGUUCAGAGAUGUUCGGCAGAUUGCUAUCAGUGUGCUCAAGAAUUUGAUGAUAAAACAUUCUUUCGAUGAUAGAUAUGCUUCCAGGGGUCAUCAAGCAAGAAUAGCCACUAUGUAUUUGCCACUCUUUGGACUGCUUAUAGAAAAUGUUCAGCGAAUCAAUGUUAAAGAUGUGUCUCCAUUUCCUGUUAACCCUUCCAGCAAUAGCGCAAAGGAUGAUGCACAGAUUUUGCCAACUGCAAGUCAGUUAGUAACACCACAAAAAUCAGGAAGCACGUUGGAUAACAAUCUUCCUAAAGAUCUCUUUGGUGUUAUCUCUGGCAUCGCUUCCCCAUACACCACAUCUACUCCAAAUAUUAAUAGUGUGAGGAAUGCUGACUCAAGAGGAUCUCUUAUAAGUACAGACUCAGGAAACAGUCUCCCAGAAAGACAAAGUGACAAGAGCAAUUCUCUUGACAAGAACCAACAGAGCAGCACUUUAGGAAGUUCUGUUGUUCGAUACGACAAACUUGAUCAAGCAGAGAUCAAAAGUCUGCUCAUGUGUUUCCUUCACAUUUUAAGAAGCAUGUCAGAUGAUGCAUUGUUUACAUAUUGGAACAAGGCUAAGUCUGAACUCAUGGACUUUUUCACGAUUACAGAAGUAUGCUUACAUCAGUUCCAGUACAUGGGAAAACGAUACAUAGCCAGAACAGGAAUGAUGCAUGCCAGAUUGCAGCAGCUGAGCACCUGGAAACUCUCUCACUUUAACCACAGCUAUGGCCAUUCAGAUGCAGAUGUCCUUCACCAGUCUUUACUUGAAGCAAAUGUUGCCACCGAAGUUUGCCUUACAAUUCUGGAUACUCUAUCAUUAUUCACAAUGGCUUUUAAGAAUCAGCUACUGACUGAUCAUGGGCAUAAUCCACUGAUGAAGAAAGUAUUUGAUGUAUACCUCUGCUUCCUUCAAAAGAAUCAGUCUGAAACAGCAUUGAAAAAUGUCUUCAUUGCUUUAAGGGCACUUAUUUAUAAGUUUCCUUCUACAUUUUAUGAAGGUAGAGCUGAUAUGUGUUCUGCACUGUGCUAUGAAAUUCUGAAGUAUUGUAAUUCCAAACUGAGUUCAAUUCGUACUGAAGCUUCACAGUUACUGUACUUUUUAAUGAGGAAUAAUUUUGACUACACAGGGAAGAAGUCUUUUGUUAGAACACAUCUGCAAGUUAUUAUUUCAGUAAGCCAGCUAAUUGCUGAUGUUGUUGGAAUUGGAGGAACUAGAUUCCAGCAGUCUCUUUCCAUCAUCAAUAAUUGUGCCAAUAACGACAGAAUUAUAAAGCACACUACAUUCCCAUCUGAUGUUAAGGAUUUAACAAAACGGAUUCGUACAGUACUGAUGGCUACAGCUCAGAUGAAGGAGCAUGAGAAUGAUCCAGAAAUGCUUGUAGACCUCCAGUACAGCUUGGCAAAAUCUUAUGCUAGUACACCUGAACUAAGGAAGACGUGGUUAGACAGCAUGGCAAGGAUCCACGUUAAAAAUGGAGAUCUUUCAGAGGCAGCAAUGUGCUAUGUCCAUGUAGCAGCACUGGUUGCAGAAUAUCUCACAAGAAAAGGGAUGUUUAGGCAAGGUUGUACUGCUUUCAGAGUAAUCACACCAAAUAUAGAUGAAGAGGCUUCGAUGAUGGAGGAUGUUGGAAUGCAAGAUGUUCACUUCAAUGAAGAUGUGCUGAUGGAAUUGUUGGAGCAGUGUGCUGAUGGACUCUGGAAGGCAGAACGCUAUGAACUCAUUGCUGAUAUUAAACUUAUAAUUCCCAUUUAUGAAAAACGGAGAGAUUUGAGGCUUGCUCAUUUAUAUGACACUCUUCAUCGAGCAUACAGUAAAGUUACAGAAGUUAUGCAUACAGGCAAGAGACUGCUGGGAACUUAUUUCAGGGUAGCAUUCUUUGGACAAGCAGCGCAAUACCAGUUUACAGACAGUGAAACAGAUGUUGAGGGUUUCUUUGAGGAUGAAGAUGGAAAGGAAUAUAUCUAUAAAGAGCCUAAACUCACACCUCUUUCAGAAAUUUCUCAAAGACUCCAAAAACUCUACUCCGACAAAUUUGGAUCUGAAAAUGUCAAAAUGAUUCAGGAUUCUGGAAAAGUAAAUCCUAAAGAUUUAGAUUCGAAAUAUGCAUAUAUUCAAGUUACGCAUGUAAUUCCAUACUUUGAAGAAAAGAGUUGCAAGAAAGAAAAACAUUUUGAAAGGACUCAUAACAUUCGUCGCUUUAUGUUUGAGAUGCCUUUUACUCAAGCUGGUAAAAGACAAGGAGGAGUAGAAGAGCAGUGUAAGCGACGGACUAUUUUGACAGCUAUACAUUGUUUCCCAUAUGUGAAAAAGCGCAUUCCAGUAAUGUACCAGCACCAUACUGAUCUAAACCCAAUUGAAGUAGCCAUUGAUGAAAUGAGUAAAAAAGUUGCAGAACUCAGACAGCUUUGCUCUUCAACUGAAGUAGAUAUGAUCAAAUUGCAGCUGAAGCUACAGGGAAGUGUCAGUGUUCAGGUUAAUGCUGUCCCAUUAGCAUAUGCAGAUGCUUUCUUAGAUGACACAACCAAAAGAUAUCCAGACCAUAAAGUAAAGCUACUAAAGGAAGUUUUAGGUAUGGCAUUUGUUGAAGCCUGUGCCAUGCUCUGGGUGUAAAUGAACGCUUAUAAGGAAGACCGUUGGAGAUAUCAAGAAGAAAUGAAGGCCAACUACAGAGAAAUGGCAAAAGAGCUUUCUGAAAUAAUGCAUGAACAAAUUACUCCGGUUGAAGAAAAGGCCAGUGUCAUGCCUAACUCACUACACAUUUUCAACGCCAUAAGUGGAACUCCAACAAGCACAGUUCAUGGGAUGCCCAGUUCUUCUUCAGUUGCAUGACUGUUUUGUAAAGGAAGUAUGUUCGUUUCUUCGAAAUUUGUGGAUUGGCUUCAUUGUGUGCAAACUCAGGAUGAUCUUGAAGCUAAAUGUUGGGCACGUGCAAGCUGCAUAAUUCAUAUGAAUGUUUGAGCACACUUAGCAAUAGCAGUUACUGGUAAUAGUCUUUUAGAAUAAGGGAGGUGCACAUAUAUUUUUAAUGUUGCUGGUAAAUUUAGAAGUGUUCACAAUGUCAUUGCAGAAGUGCGUGUUGGAAAAUUAUAAAGUUGAAGCUAGCUUCUGUUGUUCAUUAGAAAGUAUUAUUAAAAUGAAUUGCACAUUACAAAAAGUGUGUGGGAUGUAAUUUUGCAGAUAUGUACAUUCAGGUGUUCUUUUUGUGUAUGGCACAUAGAGAUUCCUAAUACAAGAACUAUUUGGGGCUUGACAGAGACCUAGUUUUUGGGGUUAAUGGAACUGACAAUAGUAGUUUUGUACCAUUUGGCAAAUUGUUGUGCUUUAAUUUUAUACCUUGUUGCAUUUUGGAGGUAUGUGAGCUUAAGUCUUACUAAACAACUAAAUACAACCAAAGGUCUGUAUUAAUGAACACUGAAUUAUACUACAGUAUCAAUAGUAGUAAAUUGUUAUGUACAUAUUGUUUGUUAUACAGUCCAUACAGUCCUGUACAUAAAUGUAUUACAUGUUCUAAUCAUUUUUUAAUAUUCAUAACCAGCCCUUACCAUUCUGUUUUCAGUUUAUUUGGAAAUCUGCUCAUUCUAAGUAUAUGCAGACUUUACAGUUCAUUUAUUCCUGGUAUAUAAAUAAGUGCAAUAUAAAGAUGUAUACAGUCUUGCUAUGUUAGGUUAUAUGCAGUUAUUAAAAGAAAAAAACCUUUUUGCCAAAGCAAUGGAGUAUGUAAUUGGUAAUCAUGGUUACUGUGGUAAUGGUGGUAUUAUUUAAAGCUUUUUCCAUAUUCUUAGUCUUUUAAGACAUUAAUUUAGUAAUUUUAUAUUGGGGGAAAUAAAGGUUUUUAAUUUUAUUUAACUGGAAGCACUGUUCUGCUGUAUUAAACAUUCUGUAUUACAUCUAUAUUAAAGGGAAAAGGUAGUUACUUUUC